CGAAUUUCUUGUCAUGAUUUUGAGUACCUUUUGGGAAAAAUUGGACCAAUUAUUGCUAAAAGAGACACAAAUUAUAGACAAUGUGUUUCAGAGCAAUUGAGACUCGCCAUAACAUUGAGAUAUCUAGCUACUGGUGAUUCUUUCGUAAGCUUGAUGUAUUUGUUUAAAGUGUCUAGACAACUGAUAUCUCGUAUUGUUCCCGAGGUGUGUUAUGCUUUAAUCUCUACGUUGAAAGAAGUCAUAAAGUUACCUAAUACAAAAGAUGAAUGGAUGGAGGUGGAACGUGGAUUCAACGAUUUAUGGAAUUUUCCUAACUGCCUGGGCGCAAUAGAUGGAAAACAUGUUGUCAUCCAAGCACCGAAAAAUAGUGGAAGUGACUUUUUCAAUUACAUAAAUCGCAGUUCAGUAUUGUACUUUUUGCAUUAGUUGACGCCAAAUAUUCUUUUAUGUAUGUGGAUGUAGGAUGCAAAGGAAGAAUUUCAGAUGGGGGUAUUUUUAGUAAUAGCACUUUGUACAAUAAACUGCGACAGGAACAAUUAAAUUUACCACCGCCUUGCAAUUUACCAGGGAGAAAUAAACCAAUGCCCCACGUGAUUCUGGCCGACGAUG
Molecule: messenger RNA, 609 nt
Organism: Nilaparvata lugens (brown planthopper)
Lineage: Eukaryota; Metazoa; Arthropoda; Insecta; Hemiptera; Delphacidae
Product: protein ANTAGONIST OF LIKE HETEROCHROMATIN PROTEIN 1-like
Exons: 2
Coding region: 154-426 (90 amino acids)
Source: RefSeq, a predicted model, not a curated record